Triticum urartu is the source of this 1089-nucleotide messenger RNA. Lineage: Eukaryota; Viridiplantae; Streptophyta; Magnoliopsida; Poales; Poaceae. The record is from RefSeq and is a predicted model, not a curated record.
AUGGUCAACAAUUCCACUGCUAUCGUGAACCAUGGCCGCAGCCUACCCGAGACGACGUCCAGAUGCUCCACGGAGAGCGUCACCGCGACCCACAAUUUCGAGGUGGCCGAUUACCCGCUGCUCGACGGGUUGGGCGUCAACAAAUACAUCAGCUCGUGCGUCUUCAGCGUCGGUGGCUACGAUUGGACUAUCAGGUUCUACCCAGAUGGUAACAAGAAGGGCGAAUCUGCUGGUAAUGCUUCAGCCUUUUUGUAUUGUGCUAACCUACCGACAGGUGUGAGGGCCAAGUUCACCUUGAACAUGCUGGAAAAAGAGGGCAAAGUACAACUAACGAACUUCGGUUUGUUGGAGCAUACCUUCUCUCCGCCAACUGAUAAUUUUGGCUAUUCUACAUUUGUCAAGAAAUCGAGGCUGAAAUCAUCAUCAUCGGGCGUAAACAGUGGCUGCUUGAUUAUACGGUGCGUUCUUACCGUGAUAAAAGAACCGCGAACGGAAGUCAAGAGGAACCUUUUCGUGGUUCCGCGGCCAAAUCUGCAAGACCAUCUCAAGCAGAUGUGGAAGGAUGGACAAGGAGCAGAUGUGACAUUCAGUGUAUCUGGCCAGUUGUUCAGCGCCCACAGAUACUUGUUAGCUGCACGGUCUCCGGUCUUCAAAGCGGAGCUCUUUGGUCCAAUGAAGAAGGCAACAGACAGCAUCACGAUUGACGACAUCGAGCCACCAAUCUUCGAGGCACUUCUUCACUUUAUAUACACGGAUUCUAUACUAGAUGACUGGGACAACAAAGAAGGUAAAACUGCAAAGUUGCAGCACUUGCUCGUCGCGGCGGAUCGAUACGGGUUGGAGAGGCUAAGAGUCAUGUGCGUAGGCAGGCUGUGUGACAUCAUUGAUGUGGAAACGGUCGCGACUACGUUGGUUCUGGCAGAGCAGCAUCACUGCAGCGAUCUCAAAGAAACCUGCAUUGGGUUCAUGACCUCACAAAACAAGCUAGGAGAUAUCAUGGCAACGGAUGGAUUUAAGCAUCUGAUGUCAAGCUGGCCUUUGCUCAUGAAGGAUAUUUUAGACAAGGUGUCCUGUGUCUUGAGUGGCUAG